Molecule: messenger RNA, 1537 nt
Organism: Anneissia japonica
Lineage: Eukaryota; Metazoa; Echinodermata; Crinoidea; Comatulida; Comatulidae
Exons: 3
Coding region: 135-461 (108 amino acids)
Source: RefSeq, a predicted model, not a curated record
UGUUUCAAGACUAGGCUAGGGAACCCGUUUUAAUUACAACUACAGGCAACCUUCUAGCGAACUUAUGAAUAAUGACUUACAUAUAGCUUUGUGAAGCUGAAAAGCAGACCUACCCAGAUUAAUUAGCAUAUUGGAUGCUGCUCCUAAAUAUUUCACUCAGUCACGAUGUUUGUUAUGUAAAAAUGUCUGCUUGUCACUACACUUCAAGUGAACUACACAAAUUGGAUUCAAAACAUCUUAGACUCAAUCAAGCCCAGUGGGAAAUAGUUAAGGAAUUGGGUAUAAACAGAAAGAAGAGGACUCGUAGAGGUUGUAGAGCAGGCAGAAGAAAGGGUUUGGAUUGGGUUUGCGGUGUUUUUUUGGAGGUUUGGAAUACCCGUGAGAGACACUCACAGAUGAAUGGCCUAGACGAAGUUCCGAGUCAUGCUUUUAUUGGAGUAGGACGUGUCUCGUGCAGGUAGCUCGCAUGACAACCUUUUACAAUUUAAACUCAGUGUAUACCAACCAUAAAGAGGUCUACUUGCUCUGGAUCGACAUCAGGCCCAAGAGAAUUUGAAAUUUGUGUUAGAAACACUCUUACAGAGAUAUUGCAGGGCAAGUCAGAUCUUGAAGAAAAAUUAGGCGCUAUGAUAUCGGAUAACGUGUCUGUUAUUAAACGCAUCGACACACCGAGACUGCAAACGAAAGCAAAGGAUCAGAAAAUUGAAGAGCUCAAUGGAGAACUUGGUGAGCUUUAAAGAACUUAUCAAUAAAAAUGAACGAUUCUCUAGACGGAAUUACCUGCGUAUUGUAGGUAUCAAACGUGCUAACAAAGUUGGAAACUGUUGGAUCUAGCAGAAAGAGCUGAAGUGUAGUACAUUUAAGAUAACGGCACAACAUUGAGAUUCUACGCAGGGAGGUGGAGAACUUCAUUGAGAGAAAUCUACAAUUUUAAAACCCGUAACUCCAAGCCUAAACUACGUAUGGUUAUUUAUUAUACCAGUUAAUAUGCUUAAUACUUAUAAGGACACUGCCUUAUUGACCACAGUUUGAAAGUUUAAUACUUUCAAACUGAUAGGACAAUAAAUUCGACAAAUUAUAUAAUGACAAACUCUCUUUUUCAUUUAAAUAUUAAAAGCUUACCAAACAAACUUCAUUCUUUAGAACAAUUUUUAAAUUCAUUAAAUUUGAACUUUCCCAUAAUUGGUCUAUCCGAGACGUGGUUAAAUAGUACUAAACCAAAUCCAUUUAAUUAUUCCUUUUUCGCGUAGAAAAGACAGUCUGGAAUUGGGGGAGGGGUAGCCUUUUUUGUUCAUAAUAAUCUUAACGUUAAAAUCAGAUAGGCCUACGAUUUAUCACUUUCCCUCCCAUAUGAAUCAUUUUCAUUGAAAUAAUUCAUAUUCAUAAAAAAUAUACUAUAGUUGGUAUAAUUUAUCGCCCACUUGCUGAAAAUGUCAAACACUUCACUGAAAAAAAAAAUUAAUUAAUUUGAUUUUAAACAAGAUAAACUCCGAAAAUAAAAACUGUCAUUUAACAGGUGAUAUAAACAGUGAUUUAA